AUGUUACAACUCACCCCCACUAACUGCGCGCAACGUCCUCGUUGCGCACCUGGAUCGUCACCCCCUGACGGUGUGAGUCAAGGCCACUUCAACUUGACUCCACACUCUCGUCUGGGUUUGGCUCUGAUACCAAAUUAUAACGCCCCGACCGCCCCUCCGGUGAGUCACCCACGCCCUCUCUCUGGGCCCGCAGGCCCAUCUCGGCCCGUGGGCCUCACCCCUGUCCGACGGCCGGUCCGUUAUUUUCGAGAGGCUCUAAUGACUUGUUUACUAUCCCUGCAAUCAACACCUGACCUUUCCCCGUGUUUUGGCCUCACUCACACGGUUUCGGAAACCACUUCCCGAAAGGUCACCCAUCCUUCAACUACUCCAGCACAAGCACGCUUAACUGGAGUUACUUAUAGACCUUUGACCGAAAAGGUGGAUAUGGAUAAGUCAUGGAUAACAAAAUCUCGUUUGACCAUUGAUUAUAUUAUCCAUGAUAACAAGGGGUUUUUAGAUUUUGCCUUUGGGAAGAUCAAGGCAGACAUGUUGAAAUGUCCAUGUCAACGUUGUUCCCUUGCCAAAUACAAGUCCAGAGUUGAGAUUGAAGGAGAUUUGAUGUGUCAUGGUUUUCUCUGCACGUAUACAAACUGGUAUCUACACGGUGAAGACUUAGAGGACACUCCACAAGCUUUUAGUUUAGAUCAUCAACCAAAGGUCGAUCAUAUAGAUAGCUCUACCUUCAAUCUACUCGCUGAUAUUUUCCUAAGUAUGAAGUCAGACUCUCCAACCAUAGAUUCUGACCCUCCGAACUUAGAUUCAGACACUCCAAAUAUCAAGAUGGAACCUGAUGAAUCUGCUGACAUGCAUGAGGAUCCUUUGAAGGAAAAAAAGGCAUUGGAUGAGUUGCUAUCAGAUUGUAGUCAGGCUCUUUACGAAGGUUGCCAGUCAUUCAGCAAGCUAACGUUUAUGCUCAAGCUGUACCACAUCAAGUGUCUCUCUAGGAUAAGUGAUAAGGGUAUGUCUAUGAUAAUCGAUCUUCUGAGAGAAGCUUUUGAGCAUGCAAGAUUUCCAGAUUCAUUCAAUGAUAUGAAGAAGACAAUACGCAAGUUAGGUUUGACAUAUCAGACAAUUCAUGCUUGCCCUAACGAUUGCAUGUUGUAUUGGGGAGAAGACGCAUCUAGAGAGAAAUGCAAAGUCUGUGAAGAUUCAAGGUGGAAAGCGUCAGAAAUAAAAGAAGAUGAUACACUGGAAAAAAAGAAGAAGAAGAAAAAGAAGCAACAAGCUGCUAAGAUCCUUAGGUAUUUUCCUCUUAAGCCACGCUUGCAGCGUUUGUAUAUGUCAUCAAAAACGGCGCAACAUAUGAGAUGGCAUGCUGAAUCUGAGAAUAAAGAUGGUAAACUGAGACAUCCUAGAGAUGGAAUGGCUUGGAAGAAUUUUAACCAACAGUUUCCUGAAUUUGCAGUAGAACCAAGGAAUGUUUGGUUAGGAUUAGCAACUGAUGGUUUCAACCCGUUUGGUACAAUGAGUACAAAUUAUAGUGUUUGGCCUGUUUUUUUGUUUCCAUACAACUUCCCUCUAUGGAUGGCAAUGAAACAGACUUCAACGAUCCUUUCUAUGGUCAUUCCUGGAAACAAAAUGCCAGGUAAUGAUAUUGAUGUGUAUCUUCAGCCUCUUAUUCAAGAACUAAAAGAUUUGUGGUAUGAAGACGUGUCUACUUUCAAUGCUUCACAAAAGGAGACAUUUUGUAUGAAGGCAGCUUUGUUAUGGACAAUUAGUGAUUUCCCCGGACUUGGGAAUCUAUCUGGUUGGAAUGUGCAUACAUGUUUAGCAUGUCCGUCUUGUAGUUUCGAUGCCACUCAAAAGCGUCUUAACUAUGGAAAAAAGUAUUGCUUCAUGGGACAUCGUCGUUUUCUUCCUCAAGACCAUAAGUUUAGAAAGGAUAAGCAACAUUUCAAUGGUUUUAUAGAAUCAAGGCCUCCUCCAAUCAGACCAUCAAGCUUUGCUAUUUCUCAGCAAAUUGAAAAUGUAGAUGUUACUUUGGGAAAAAAGAGAGAUCUUCUCUUGAGGCAUAACCUUGAUGUUAUGCAUAUAGAGAAGAAUGUAUUCGAUAAUCUAGUGUUUACUUUACUGGAUGACAAAGGUAAAUCCAAAGAUAAUCUUAAUGCAAGAAAGGAUCUUCAAGCACUUGGGAUACGCUCUGAACUAUGGCCUGAUGCUAAUGGUAGAUUUCUUCCAGCGUGUUUCACAAUGACCAACUGUGAAAAGGAUAGUUUUCUUAACAUUUUGAAGAAUGUGAAGCUACCAGAUGGAUAUUCUUCGAAUAUUUCUGCUUGUGUUGAUCUGAAUCAACGGAAAAUGGUGGGUUUGAAGAGUCAUGAUUGCCACAUAUUGAUGGGUCAGUUGUUAUCUAUCGCUAUACGUAAUGUGUUGCCUCAAGAGGUAGCAUUUGUUGUUAUGGAGUUGUGUCAUUUCUUUAGGGAAAUAUGCUCGAGGGUAAUUGAUAUCAGUUAUAUGGAAAAGUUGCAGGAACAUAUUGCUCUCACCUUAUGUCAUCUAGAGAUGGUAUUCCCACCUUCUUUUUUCACAGUAAUGGUGCACUUGACUAUUCACUUGACUGAAGAAGUCAAAUUAGGAGGACCAGUUCAAUAUAGAUGGAUGUAUCCAGUCGAGAGGAUCCUUGGACAUUUGAAAACUUACGUUAGAAAUCGAGCAAGGCCUGAAGGUUCCAUAUGUGAGCAGUUUAUUGCAGAAGAAUGUUUUGACUUUCAGCUCCAUAUUCCAUUGAUUUUUCCUUCGGUUGGAAGAUUUGUUGGUGCUUCUAAAUUGGAUACUCUUGGAUACUUAGAGUGGCAGCAAGUUCAUCGCUAUGUCUUAUUUCAUUGUCCUAUCUUGGAUGAAUAUCGCGAGAUAUUUAAGAAUGAGUUAAGAAGAUCUCAAUCAAGACGUCGAAAGAGAGGUGGUGUUAUAGAUAUUGAUCGACAUGUGCAUCUCUAUUUUGGUAAAUGGCUGAAAGAAAGGGUUCAGAAAAAUGAUAUCAAUGGUUUAUCUAGUGAUAUUCAUUGUCUCGCACAAGGUCCUUCUGAUAAAGUGUUAAAGUUUUCUGCGUUUAAUGUUAAUAGAUUCAAAUUCAGAACUGUGGAAAGAGAUCAAGACUUAAGAAUUCAGAAUAGUGGAGUGUUUGUCUCGGCUGAAACCAUUAGUUAUGCAAGUUCAAGUGAUCUUAACCCAAGAGCCGGAGAUGUUUCUUAUUAUGGGAAACUAGUUGAUAUAGUUGAAUUGAACUAUUAUGACUCUUUUAGAGUUGUAUUAUUCAAAUGCAAAUGGGCUAACACUUGUGAUUCUAGAGGAUACAGAAAGGAUGAAUUUGGUUAUGAUGUUGUGAAUUUUUCUCGGCCAAUACACACUGGGGUCAAUGAAGAAGAUGAACCAUAUAUACUGGCUUCUCAAGCAAAAUUAGUAUAUUAUGUGGACGAUCCACAAGAAAAAGAAUGGAGUGUUGUAGUACGGGUGCAGCCAAGAGAUUUAUAUGAUAUGGGUGAUCUUGAUGCUUCAAGUGAUAUUGAAGAUUCUCCUACUACUCGAAGUUCGAUGUUGAUUUCUGAUAAUAUUCCUAAUAUUACACUAGUGAGACAACUUAAGAAUCUUGAUGAUCCGAGUGAUUUAGAUGCUAUUACUAGUUUAAGCCUGUCGAGAACAAGUUAUGAACAAACACAGAAUGAAAAUAUAUCUGUUCCACCUCUUCUUGGACAAGAAUUAGCAUCUGGUAAAUGGAAAGUUCAUGUUAGAGAUGAUGAUGGAAAGAUUACAGAAGAGAAUAUUUCUGGAAAUGAUUGGAGGAAAGUUCCUGCAUAUAGGAAGGAUAUGGCACGGAAUGUGAUUCAGAAAAAGUUCUGGUUCGACAACCCUAUUAAAAGGAGAAAAUAUGUGAUAUCUACUUUGGGAGCCAGAUGUAGGGAUUUAAAGCGAUGUCUCUGGAAGAAGUAUAGAGGAAAUACUCUAAAAGAAUCACUUGAACAACGUCCGACAUUGAAUCCAGAAGACCAGUGGAGAGAUUUUGUUCAUGCUCAAUUUACAGAUAAAGCCAAGGAAGAACAAAGUGGUGUUGAACCAAGUCGAGCUGAAAUGUUUAUUGCAUCACGCAUGAGAUCUGAUGGAAGUAUGAUUUCGGAGGAAGCAAAGUGCUGUGCGGAGAAACUUAAAGAAGUGAUAGAUCAGAAACUUCCGGGACAAACAUCAAGUGAUGAAGCUAUUUCUAAAGUUUUUGGUCAUGAGCAUUCAGGACGAGUUCGAUUCAUAGGUCAUGGCCCAACGCCGUCUAACUACUCAUCAAGUUUGGAUUGUGCAUCAUCUAUGGAGUUGGUUGAGCUUAAGUCAUUAGUGAAGAGUUUCGUUGGUAAAGUUGAUAUUAUUGCUAGUGCUCUUCAAGUUUUGAUUGAAUCCAGAUGCCAAUUCUAA
Microthlaspi erraticum is the source of this 4440-nucleotide messenger RNA. The record is from the annotation of a GenBank genome assembly. NCBI's taxonomy places the organism in Eukaryota, Viridiplantae, Streptophyta, Magnoliopsida, Brassicales, Brassicaceae.